Protopolystoma xenopodis is the source of this 771-nucleotide messenger RNA. The record is from the annotation of a GenBank genome assembly. NCBI's taxonomy places the organism in Eukaryota, Metazoa, Platyhelminthes, Monogenea, Polystomatidea, Polystomatidae.
AUGUCUGAUAGUACAGACGAAAGCUUAGCACAGUCGCAAGACGGUGAGCUGAGGACUUCUUCGCACAAUUCAGCAGUCUUCCUUCUCCGGUUCCCGCAUGACUUUCCUCUUGACCGCCGUCCUCGUCUCUUCUUUCGUCUUGCACAAGUCCAACUACGUCUGGGCCACAUAGACGAGGCCAAAUCUAACAUGCUUUUGGGUAAAGCCAUCUCCCAGCCACUUUCUACCUCCAAAGCAAAUGCAUCUGACUUUAUGGACUAUAAGAAGCUGAAAGCCGCUGGCCCCAAUCCACAAAUUGCCGGCCGACCUUUCCUCUCCGUCAGGAUCAGCAUACCUGAGCCACCACGCCUAGAUAAAUGUCUAAAGUCAGAUAACGAGCUGGAACAAUUUCGCCUGAGCGUCGACCCGAGAUGCUCGGAGUUAGCUGUUCGUCUAAAAGACAGUCUUACUUUGACUAGCCAAUCUGCUAGUGACAAUUGCAAGAAGGAUGGCAAUGGAAACUUUAACACUGCCAAUAUAAGUGACCGUCUCCUAUGCAGCAGACAACGCGCAAACCUGGUAGAUUCGACUUUCGAGUACGAUAUGUCUAACUUGACCGAUUCUUCGCCUCUGCUUUUGGCCACCUUGCUCCCAGAAACCAGCCAACCGGCUGUUCGGUUACAGUAUGCCGGAGAUGAGGCUGGCUGGAAUCUAGUGGCCACGAGAAAUAUUCAUCCAGGUGAGCCCUAUGCAUUUGCUUAUUUUCAAAAAUACUGCUUACUAGGAGAAUAA